AGUAUGAGCCAUUGAAGCGGCAGUCUCGUCUGGCGCUUUCAACUCGAACGUUCUGUCAGUUCCGUCCACACACCAGAAACUAUCCAAAGUCAUGGCUUGUAUAAAUAAGGUUGUGAAAAUUCUCACGGUUUUGGCGAUCUGGUUCACAUUCUGCAGAGCGAACGGGUUGGAUGAAGGAGAAGCCGCCGGAUCGACAGACCCGAAAGAUCCCGUGCUGCUGAUGCCCAAUUUUUACGCUUUUGACGUCCUGGAAGAUGGCGAAGUGGAGCGACGUUUUUACUUGAACGGCAUCGCACUCAAAGAAACCAACGCAGUUUACACACUCAACGGAACCAAAGAGGGAGCGGUGCUUCGACAGUUGAGCGACGGCCGCCAUUUGAUCCAGCUCAUCUACGAUGCCGACCAGUCACUGCAGGACUGUGAAUACAUUACAGAUAUCGAAAUGGCAACCGGUUUUCAGGAAAAGCUGGCCGCCGAGUACCGACAAUUAUCGGCCAUCAGUCUAAACACCAGCAUUCGAAUCAUCGAGAGACGCUCGGAUCUACCGGAAGACCUUGCGCGGUUGGCGGUUUACCGCCGAAUGAAAAUCGAGUGCCGGCAGCUUCACUCUCGGAUGCGAAAGGCCGCCCGUCAAUCAGAAAAUCCCUCGACCGUCAGGAGAAGACGGGACGCCGACGACGAUCUCUACAUUAUUCCGCACACAAAGUGGUGCGGUAAGGGCAAUCGGGCCGACGGACCGUCGCACCUGGGCGGCUACGCAGCGGCGGACAGGUGCUGUCGCCAGCACGACAAUGAGUGCCCUCAGCACAUCGCGGCUUGGUCCGAGAAAUUCGGCCUUUACAAUAGUCGCCCUUACACGGCCAUGCAUUGCACUUGCGACGACAGAUUCCGCUCAUGCUUGAAACAAGCCAACACGGCCGCCUCUAACCUAGUGGGAAAACUUUUCUUCAACAUCAUUCAAAUCAAAUGUUUUGUGCUUAAACCAGAGAAAGUUUGCAAGAAGAGUUCCUGGUGGGGCAAGUGCACGCAGAACGAGUGGAAAAAGAAAGCUCAUCUUCGCGAUCCUAUUCCUUAUUGAAAUUCCAGUUUUUUUUUUCGUUACGUGUCUAACGAUUUUUCAUCGCCGAUAAUAAGCGGUCAAUUAAUUUUUUCCCCACAAGUGGAAAUAGAAACCAAUGUCGUUUUUCCUCUUCGACAGCAUCAUCCAUGCAAAGUCAUGCACACCUUUUUGUUUGUUUUUCUUUCAUAUUUUCUUUCUAUUCCUCACUAAAGUCGGCAACCACGGUUCCGAAUUCGUGUAGGCAUCCGUGACGACAUUAUCUUUGAUAUUAUCAUCGCAAAUUGAAGGACGUCUCGAAUUUCUGGGGGUCUAAGACUCCGCGUGUCGAAAGGUCUCAAUAUUUCAUACGUGUGUAUUAUUUACUUUUGUGUAAAUUGUCCGAACUCGCAUUCAUUCGUAUUAUACAGCUUAUGCACGUGUUUCUUUAUGAUGAAACCGAUUCUCCGUCUCCGAAAUUUCGUACGAAUUAUCUGAAUUGUGUUAUUCAAUUUUGCGCCUUGCCAAUUGCAUCUAACUAGAAGUGUUCUCCUAUUAUGGCCAAAUAGAAAAAUUACGUCGUGUUCGUGUAACUUUUAAACGCCAUUUAUUGUGACCGUUUUCGUGUCCUUAUUAUAUUUGGCAAAAAUAAAAUAUUGAUUU
This is a messenger RNA of Daphnia pulicaria, 1699 nucleotides long. RefSeq names its product group 3 secretory phospholipase A2-like. The record is from RefSeq and is a predicted model, not a curated record. Bases 92 to 1078 code for a protein of 328 amino acids. Lineage: Eukaryota; Metazoa; Arthropoda; Branchiopoda; Diplostraca; Daphniidae. Gene Ontology annotation, molecular function: A2-type glycerophospholipase activity. Gene Ontology annotation, biological process: phospholipid metabolic process; arachidonate secretion. The transcript is spliced from 5 exons.